Molecule: messenger RNA, 1030 nt
Organism: Pyrus x bretschneideri (Chinese white pear)
Lineage: Eukaryota; Viridiplantae; Streptophyta; Magnoliopsida; Rosales; Rosaceae
Product: V-type proton ATPase 16 kDa proteolipid subunit
Exons: 3
Coding region: 94-591 (165 amino acids)
Biological process (GO): proton transmembrane transport
Cellular component (GO): proton-transporting V-type ATPase, V0 domain
Molecular function (GO): proton-transporting ATPase activity, rotational mechanism
Source: RefSeq, a predicted model, not a curated record
UGAAGAAGAACGCGGAGAGAGAGAGAGAGAGAGAGAGAGACCCCAAACUUCUUCUAAGAUCGCGACGACGUCGUCCCAGAUCCACGCUCCAUAAUGUCUUCAACAUUCAGUGGCGAUGAAACGGCGCCGUUCUUCGGCUUCCUCGGCGCUGCUGCUGCCCUCGUUUUCUCAUGUAUGGGAGCUGCCUAUGGCACAGCAAAGAGUGGUGUUGGUGUGGCAUCCAUGGGGGUGAUGAGGCCUGAGCUGGUGAUGAAAUCCAUUGUUCCGGUCGUUAUGGCUGGAGUUUUGGGUAUUUAUGGCCUUAUUAUUGCUGUUAUCAUCAGUACUGGGAUUAACCCAAAGGCCAAGUCAUACUACCUCUUUGAUGGUUAUGCACAUCUCUCUUCUGGUCUUGCUUGCGGUCUCGCUGGACUCUCUGCUGGAAUGGCAAUUGGUAUUGUUGGCGACGCUGGUGUAAGAGCUAAUGCACAGCAGCCGAAACUCUUUGUUGGGAUGAUCCUCAUUCUCAUAUUUGCUGAAGCACUGGCCCUCUACGGCCUCAUUGUUGGCAUCAUCUUGUCUUCUCGAUCAGGGCAAUCCAGAGCGGACUAAGAAGUGACCGUGCAUCAUUUAUUGCUUAUUAAUGGCACUUCAAGGGGAAAACUUUUGGCUGCUUUCAGGUUGGUGGUUGGAUGCUGCUCGCUGGUUCCGAAAGAUUAUGUUCGUGCAAGUAACGGGCCUUGCCUUGUAGUAGUAAGAUUGAGGUUUUCAUUCAACAGAAUAAAAGCGUUUGAAGCUGUUAAGGUUUUUUCAUCUGUUGGUGAAUUUUUCUGCGAGAACCAUAUGACCUCGUAUAGAUCCAUAAUUCUAAAACUAGUGCAUGUUAAUGGAUAGAAUUCACUUUUAUCAAAUUCACAUUAUUGUAGCAAUAUUAUUAUAGGAAUCAAACUUAAGGUACUUAAUUCCUUGUAUUUGUAAUGCGGCAGCAAAUCUAGUGGCCUCUUUAGCCUUAUGGGAGGGGGGCACUUAUGAAUGAAACUAUUUUAAGCUA